Nelumbo nucifera (sacred lotus) is the source of this 886-nucleotide messenger RNA. Lineage: Eukaryota; Viridiplantae; Streptophyta; Magnoliopsida; Proteales; Nelumbonaceae. The record is from RefSeq and is a predicted model, not a curated record.
AUGUUGCUUCGUCUCAUCUUACCAUGGCUUCUGUCCAUAACAAAGGCAACAGAAGUGUCGACCUUAUUUCAGACGAAGCCUGGCUGCCAGGACAACUGCGGGAACAUCAGCAUCCCAUACCCGUUUGGUAUAGGAGAUGAUCCAAGCUGUUUCAUGGAUUACGAUUUCAAGUUGAUCUGCAACACCUCUAGUGACAAUCCUGUGCUGCAGACCCAAGACGGCCAGCCCGUCUUGAACAUAUCAUUGCAGGGCCAACUGACGACCUCCAUUCAAGUCGCCGUCCAGUGUCAGGUGGGGGACAGCAAGCCGUGGAAUAGCCCCUACUCUGCACUUCAACUUCAGAAAGCGUACAGGGUCUCCAACAUCAGAAAUAUAUUCAUGUCUGUCGGUUGUGAGAUGAAUGGAAAUUUGUACGACUACAUGGGCAAGGUGCGCUAUAUUAGUUGCGAUUCGUUAUGCUUGGAGGAUACUCAAAUAACAGGAUUACCUUGUGCAGGCCUUGGAUGCUGCCAGAGCUCGAUACCCAAGGACCUCAGUUCUUUCUGGGUAUACAUUGAAAAUUAUUACAGCGUAUCCUACAGUGGAAAUGCCAGCAAAUGCGCAUACUCCGUUCUGUCAGAGCAGGAAUGGCUCAGCUCGCAUGUGUUCGACCUCUGGACUAUGAGAAAUAACUUGGAUUACCUUCAGAAAAUUAGGUUGAGAAAUCCAUUAAUACUUGACUGGGCAAUUCGAAACAAGACCAGUUGCGUGGAAGCGCAAAGAGUAGCGGCUGAUUAUGCAUGUGGGAACAAUACCUACUGCACGAACUMAACAAACGGACCUGGAUAUCUUUGCCAUUGUAUGGAAGGUUACGAUGGGAAUCCUUACCUUCCCAGUGGAUGCCAAG